CCUCCGAUUGCCCUCCAAAUUGUGCAUAAUCACAAAUUACCAUUUCAGACAGGUCGCCGUUACAGUGAAAAGGGUACUCCUUCAUAGUGAUAGAUAAGAAGAUGAGAGAUUUCUGAAAAACCCAAAACCCUCAUAGACAAUAGAGAAAACGAAGAACGAUGGCUUUGGAGCGGACGCUGUUGUCAUUCUCCACUUGUAGUAACAUCUUCCUCCGAGUUCCAGGGAACCCUAUCUCAAACUUCCGAGGCCCUGCGUUGUCCCCAACCCACUUUCCCUUUUAUCCACGGGCAGAUACUGAACGAUUUAGCUUUAUUCGCAACUUGAGAUGCUCGGUUCAUUUCAGAGACAACCACUUCAAUCAGGUAGUAGAAUAUGCUAAACCGGCGGAGAUUCCAUGGAAUAAGGAGCUCUGUAACGCAGUGCAUUUGAUUGGUAUUGUUGGGACCCCUGUCGAAAUCAAGCACCUACCCUCUGGCAAGGUCCUUGCAUGGACACGACUCGCCGUCAGGAAAUCCGCCACGGAGACUACAUGGAUCAGUUUGACGUUCUGGGAUGAGCUGGCAGAAGUUGCUUCUCAGCAUGUUGAGAAAGGCCACCAAAUAUAUGUUUUUGGUCGAUUGGUUUCAGAUGUAGUUGAAAGUGAUGGCGGAAAGCAGCAGACCUACUACAAAGUAGUGGUCCAGCAAUUAAAUUUGAUUGAGAAGAGCUCUGUGUCAUCAGCACUAUAUAAUCAUGAUUCUGAUAGCACGGUAGCAAGUCGAAAGUUCGGGAAUAAUGCUGCUAGUACAGGCUCCACAGAAGAACUAUGGCAAGCGUUUUUUGCUAAUCCUUUGGAGUGGUGGGACAAUAGAAAGAACAAGAGGAACCCAAAAUAUCCUGAUUUCAAGCAUAAAGAUACAGGAGAGGCUUUAUGGAUUGAAGGUAAGUAUAAUCCACCCUGGGUGAAGUCCCAGUUAGCAAUAUUGGACGAAAGAAUGGAAGCCUUUCGUGAUCAAGAUUCUAGGAUGGAUGUAAAUGCAAUUGCUGGUGAUGAUUUCAUGCCGUUUUAGCAAUUCGUGGUGCUGUUGACCUAUAUUAUUGCUAUGUGCUAGAGUGUAUCUGCUUUUUUGAAGGCCUUAGUAGGCUUUUGAUUGUAUAGGCUGCAAUGUACAAUCUGUUGUAUGCAAACUGUAAUUCUUCAUAGUUUUCCAACUUUAUGGAACACAGAUUUUCUUGUCA
Molecule: messenger RNA, 1218 nt
Organism: Manihot esculenta (cassava)
Lineage: Eukaryota; Viridiplantae; Streptophyta; Magnoliopsida; Malpighiales; Euphorbiaceae
Product: protein OSB4, chloroplastic
Exons: 5
Coding region: 159-1049 (296 amino acids)
Biological process (GO): mitochondrial DNA replication; positive regulation of helicase activity
Cellular component (GO): mitochondrial nucleoid
Molecular function (GO): single-stranded DNA binding
Source: RefSeq, a predicted model, not a curated record